CGAAUCAACCCACCCCCACCUUGGCUGGUCAUCCAUCCCACCAAACGCGCGGGGGGCCACAAGGGGUGUCAUGGCGGACGGCGGGCGGGCGGGCUGCGCGCACGGGAUCCCCGGCUAUAAAAGCCGCUCCACCCCCCGCGAGCUCACCAGCUCUCCACCAAGAGCUAAUACCAGUAUACCCGCCGCCGCCCGCCCCACCAGCACCUAACGCCCCCCGCCUGCUUUACAGUUUACACCGCGUCCCGCGCCGCCGCCGCCGCGUUGGGUUGCGUCCCAGAUCCGCCGAGCUCUUCGACUGGUCGCUCGAGCAAGAUGAAGAUCACGGUGCGGGGGUCGGAGAUGGUGUACCCGGCGGCGGAGACGCCGCGGCGGCGGCUGUGGAACUCGGGCCCGGACCUGGUGGUGCCGCGGUUCCACACGCCCAGCGUCUACUUCUUCCGCCGCAGGGACAGCGAGGGCAACGACCUGGCGGCCGCGGACGGGAGCUUCUUCGACGGCGCCCGGAUGCGGCGCGCGCUGGCGGAGGCGCUGGUGCCCUUCUACCCGAUGGCGGGGCGGCUGGCGCGCGACGAGGACGGGCGCGUGGAGAUCGACUGCAACGCCGGCGGGGUGCUGUUCCAGGAGGCGGACGCGCCCGACGCCACCGUCGACGACUUCGGCGACUUCGCGCCCACUAUGGAGCUCAAGCGCCUCAUCCCCACCGUCGAGUACACCGACGACAUCUCCGCCUUCCCGCUCCUCGUGCUCCAGGUGACACACUUCAAAUGCGGUGGCGUGGCGAUCGGCGUGGGCAUGCAGCAUCACGUCGCCGAUGGCUUCUCCGGCCUGCACUUCAUCAACUCGUGGGCGGACCUCUGCCGCGGCAUCCCGAUCGCCGUCAUGCCCUACAUUGACCGCUCCCUCCUCCGCGCGCGCGACCCGCCGACCCCAGUGUACCCACACAUCGAGUACCAGCCGGCGCCCGCCAUGCUGUCCGAGCCGCCGCAGGCGCCCCUCACGGCCAAGCCGGCGACGCCGCCCACCGCUGUGGCCAUCUUCAGGCUCAGCCGCGCCGACCUUGGCCGCCUCCGCUCGCAGAUCCCCGCGCGCGAGGGCGCGCCGCGGUUCAGCACGUACGCGGUCCUGGCGGCGCACGUGUGGCGGUGCGCGUCCCUGGCGCGCGGCCUCCCCGCGGACCAGCCCACCAAGCUGUACUGCGCCACGGACGGGCGGCAGCGGCUGCAGCCGCCGCUCCCCGAGGGCUACUUCGGCAACGUGAUCUUCACUGCUACACCGCUGGCGGACGCCGGCACGGUGACGGCCGGGGUGGCGGAGGGCGCGGCCGUGAUCCAGGCGGCGCUGGACCGGAUGGACGACGGGUACUGCCGGUCGGCGCUGGACUACCUGGAGCUGCAGCCGGACCUGUCGGCGCUGGUCCGCGGCGCGCACACGUUCCGGUGCCCCAACCUGGGGCUCACUAGCUGGGUGCGGCUGCCCAUCCACGACGCGGACUUCGGGUGGGGGCGGCCCGUGUUCAUGGGCCCCGGCGGCAUCGCGUACGAGGGGCUUGCGUUCGUGCUCCCCAGCUCCAACCGCGACGGCAGCCUGUCCGUGGCCAUCUCGCUGCAGGCCGAGCACAUGGAGAAGUUCCGGAAGUUCAUCUACGACUUCUGAUCGCCUCGACACCCAAGUCAUCGACGAGCGCAGGCGCGGUAGAAGCAAGCAGAGAAGCGCUAGGCAGAUGCACAGCACAGGACAGGGAGGGUGAUCUUACUAGGUUGCAGCAAAAUUCUUUGAUUGCACACAUAGUUCCUGCACACUUAAUUUUUUUUCCGUUCCUGCCUGCCCCCUUUCGGGCGGGAUGUAUACUUGUGCCGUAUGAUUCACGGGCCUGAACGGCCUGAACAAAUUGUAAUAUGAACAAUUUAAUCCGUUCUGAGUGAUACAGGUUAAUAAGGUCAAUUGAUUUA
This is a messenger RNA of Panicum virgatum (switchgrass), 1949 nucleotides long. Its product is annotated as hydroxycinnamoyltransferase 2. The coding region runs from base 313 to 1653 and encodes 446 amino acids. Gene Ontology annotation, molecular function: acyltransferase activity, transferring groups other than amino-acyl groups. NCBI's taxonomy places the organism in Eukaryota, Viridiplantae, Streptophyta, Magnoliopsida, Poales, Poaceae. The record is from RefSeq and is a predicted model, not a curated record. The transcript has 3 exons.